This is a messenger RNA of Maudiozyma barnettii, 4455 nucleotides long. RefSeq names its product Ysp2p (gene YSP2). Gene Ontology annotation, molecular function: sterol binding; sterol transfer activity. The transcript has a single exon. Gene Ontology annotation, biological process: intracellular sterol transport. The record is from RefSeq and is a predicted model, not a curated record. Gene Ontology annotation, cellular component: endoplasmic reticulum-plasma membrane contact site; mitochondrion; cortical endoplasmic reticulum. The coding region runs from base 1 to 4455 and encodes 1484 amino acids. Lineage: Eukaryota; Fungi; Ascomycota; Saccharomycetes; Saccharomycetales; Saccharomycetaceae.
AUGUCAUCGAAGAAUAGAUCAAUAAGUGAUUCUUCAUUUUUCAAAAAAUUGAAGUUGUCAAAUAUUAUUCAUUCAAAGAAUAAUAGUUCGAAUAAUAAUAAUCAUAACAAUAAGCAUAAACAAAAGAAGAGAGACUUAAAACAAAACUCAUUACCAAAUAGAAGGAAAUCAAGAAAAUACGAAUCUGUAGACGCAUUGAUAAGACCAUCAAUAUCAUUAAGACGAUCAGGGAAAGGUCAUCAUGAGAUUGCGAAGAGAAGAAUCUCGGCUGAAUUCAUUAACAAUGAUGGGGAAUUUAGUUAUGCUCCAAGUAAGAGAACAAGCCAAUUUGAAUUACCAGAUAUAGUCUCUGUGAAAAGUAAUAGAACAAAGAGAACUCGUUCCCUACGUGAGGAUGAAGAAGAUUUUAAUAAUAAUAAUACAGACACAAUUAAUACUAACAAUAAUAAAGAUGAUAUUUCUAGUAAGGGUAGUAGUGCCGAGAAGGAUUUAGAUUUUUCUUUUGCUCCAAGAAGAUCAUUACAUGGUGCUACUGGUAAUGGAAUGAAAAGAAUUAAUACUGCACAUGGAUUUUUCAAUAUCCCUGUAACUAUAGAGAAUCACAAUGAAAAGAAUCCGGAUAUUUAUUUAAGAAAUAAAAAAACCAAUAACUCUUUACCAGAUUUUUAUACAAAUAAAUCAAAAUCGGAAAGUAAAUUGGAACAACAUACAACAACAGAUCAAACAAAUAAUAAUGAAAAUAAUUCUAAUGAUGGUAUUUUCGGUACUCUCUUAUCAUUCGCUCACAGUGCAAUGAAUCAUAUACCAAGAAUAUCCAUCGAAGAACCAAAUAACAAUAAUGGGAACAAUAGUAGGAACAUAACGGACAGAUCUAAUAGCCCCGAAAUCUUGGCCUUGAUGAACAACACUACCAGUAAUAGAAAUAGUAAUGAGCCAAUAAACCCAAGAAACUCGAAAUUGGUAGGACAAUCAAACAGCAAAGAGGAUAGUCCAUCGAAUGAUACUGGAAUAAAUGAUACUGUGAUACACAAUCCAGCAAAUAAAAGUGCCCCACCUAUCAACAGAAGUACAUCCUUCUUAAAACAUUUAGAUUAUUUGUUGUCAGCAAGUAAUCAAAACAAUAGCAAUAGUAACAACGAAUCCUCUCGUAAUAGUACUGAGGUUCCCAGAAAUCAUAUACAUUUGUCGCCAAUAAAUGAUGCAACGAAUAUUUUAUCUAAUAACCUGUUAAGUCCACCUACCCAUAAUAAAUUUAGGUUGACAACACCUGCAUCCACUGAAUCAAGAUUUUCUGUCAACUCUAAUGAGGAAUCAGCUAAUAAUGCUCCUUUAAACGAAGAUAUAGUAAAUAAGGUAAAAUUUGAACCUUUGAAAAAUAUUCCACCGGCAAUAUCAUCUCUAGGGAAAGGUAACUUAACUCUAGAUGCAUUUGAUAGUAACCCAAAUAUUGAAGAUACUAUAACCUCCAACAUUAAUAUAACAAAUAGCCAGAAUAAUGAAAGUCAAGAGAGAACAAACAACAAUAACCACAACAGAGAUGGUAGCUUCAACUCUCCAGUACUUAUGUCACCAAAUGAUAGCCAUAACAACACAGAAAACCAACCUGUAACAUUCGAAGGAUUAGAUAAAACCAAUGUCAGGAAUAGUAGUUACGUUAACUUGACAAAACAAGAAUCCUUGGAGGAAAUGCUAAAAAAAAGUAGAGCUAGGAGUAAAACUUUACCUGCACAUGAAGCUAACGUACAACAGGAUGGUGACAAAAACAACAAAGAAAAGAGAAACUCCAGAUAUUCUUCAGUUUCAAAUGACGAAGCAAUGAACGGUACAACAAACCCACGUAAAUCUAGAACAUUAUCUAGAAACUUUUUGAAUAGAAGAUCAUUUUCUCCAAAUAUUAAUAUGAAAGUACCAAUUCCCGGUAUAUCAUUAAGAAACUCAAUCAAUAGAUAUAGAAACAGCAAUGAAAUUUUAGAUCAGCCUAGGCCUAGAACUAGCACAAAUCUCUCGGGUUCAUUGACACCCGUUAUGGGUAUCAAUGAUGACAAUUAUAGAGAAUUAGAAGGUAUCGAAUAUGUUAACGAAAAAAGAAAUACAGACUUCCAUAAUCUAUUUAAAGACGUCGGUUUGAACCCUAAUGAGAAAUUAAUUAUCGACCACAGUUGUGCACUAUCAAGAGAUAUUCUUUUACAAGGUAGAAUGUAUAUAUCAGACCAACACCUGUGCUUUUACUCUAAUAUUCUGGGUUGGGUUAGUACUGUUAUUAUCCCAUUUAACGAAAUUGUUCAGAUUGAAAAGAAGACUACAGCUGGUAUAUUCCCAAAUGGUAUUGUCAUAGAUACUUUGCAUACGAAAUAUAUUUUCGCCUCGUUUAUUUCAAGGGAUGCAACCUUUGAUUUGAUAACGGAUGUUUGGAAUCAAAUCAUCUUAGGAAAGAGACAUAUUCGUGAUAAUGAUGACGAUUUUGAUAGUGAGUUAUUAAGUACGUACAGCAGCAACGGAAAUUUAAGUCAAGGAAGUGAAUUUUAUGAUGACGAUAAUGACUCUGAUUUGCAUGAUACUGAUAUGACUUCCAGUGAUGAUAUAGAUGACGAUAUAUUUGCCGACAUAUCUGGUCCCAAAGCUACAAAAUCAUCCUUUUCUUCUAAAUUAGGUCCUGUUAAGCAUGCCUCCACAACUGCUAAUUAUUCGCCAGCAGAAAAUGAAAAAUUGGUAGGCGAAACAGUUGUUAAAGGCUCAUUAGGUAAGGUUGCUGCUAUUUUGUUCGGUGAUGAUGUUGCCCCCUACGAACAGAUUUUGAAAGCUCAAAAGAACUAUGAGCUUUCUAAUAUUCCACCUCUGAUAGAAUCUAAGAGUCGUGACUAUUCAUAUGUAAAACCACUGAAUGCUGGAUUUGGACCAAAUAAAACGAAAUGUUUAAUAAAUGAUAAAAUUGUCCAUUAUGACCUUAACGAUUAUAUUCAAGUUAUUCAAUCUUCAAAGACUCCUGAUGUACCAUCAGGAAAUGCAUUUAUUGUUAAGAACAACACUAUUCUAACUUGGGAUAAAAAUAAUUACACGAAGGUCACGGUCUACUUUUCAACUGAAUGGACUUCUAAAAGUUGGCUAAAAGGUGCUAUCGAAAAAGGUGCCUAUGACGGUGUGGUGGAGACUACAAGAGUAAUGAAUCAAGAGGUCGAAAAGAUGUUAAAAAGUGAUAUGUUUGAUAACAUGGCAGAUGGAAAACCGACAGAAAAGGAAAAAUCUGAAGAAAUUGUUGAAAUUUCUACACUACCGACUGCAGGUCCAGCUACACACUCACCAACAACACCACCUUACAAUAAGGAAAAAACUGAUGUGGUGGUAGAAGAAUCUAUGAAUAUCCCUGCUCCACUUGGAACUGUGUUCGAACUUUUGUAUGGUAACGACACAUCAUACUUUCUCUCUAUAUUAGAAAAGCAAAAUAACUUCAAUAUAUCCACUAUUCCAAAAUUCACAAACAAUGAGAGAGAAUUUAAUUAUAUCAAGAAACUAAACAAUUCUAUUGGGCCCAAACAAACUAAAUGUGUUGUUAGCGAAAAAAUUGAUCACAAAGACUUUAAUGAAUACACACUAACGACGCAAAUUGUUAGAUCCCCUGAUGUUCCAUAUGGGAACAGUUUUUCUGUUCACUCUAGAAUAUUUUUAUCAUGGGGUGCAUCAAACUCGACGAACAUGAUGGUUGUCACCAACGUUGUAUGGACAGGAAAAUCAUUACUUAAAGGUACAAUUGAAAAGGGCUCUAUUGAAGGACAAAGAAAUGGUUCACAUACCGUUGUUGCUGAAUUAAAAGAAAUAAUUUCAAACGCUGGCUCCACAAAGAAAAAGACCAGGAAAAGAACAAAGACAAUCAAACAAGCCUCAGAGACAAAACGUGAGAUUUCGACUACUACAAAUGUCCCGGCCGAUAUUGCAGACAAUUCGUCGCCAUCAUUAAUAUCUUCUUUGAUUGACAAUUUCGAUUUAACUUCCAUUUCAGGUAUAGUGGUUGCAUUAUUCACUGUGAUAUUUUUAAUUUCUUUAGUAAUCCGUUGGUUCCGCAGUGGCUCAGGUCCAUCUGUUGUAUUGGUAAGACCAGGUAGAAUUCUGAUUGAUGGAAAUGAAUAUAAUUACGUCCCUAAUAUCAAAACACUAUAUGAAGUUUACGAAGAUGAUAUUAUGAAUUCAAAGGGUAAUCAUUACAAAGGAUCUGAUUUCGUUGGCAAUGUUGUCACUAACUCUGAGAGCUCUAUCUGGGAUUGGCUAGAGAAUCGUGGUGAUGCUGUAGAUCGUUUUAAUCAACUAAGCUAUACGACGAACGAUAAGAAUAUAGACACGGAAUAUCAGAUAAAACAGAAGAAUAUACCUGACGCUAAAAAACUUCAAGAGUCAAUCAAAAUUACAGAACAGCAAUUAAAGGAAAUGAAACAUUUGUUGGAAAAAGCCGAAAAUUUGAAUUAA